Molecule: messenger RNA, 2737 nt
Organism: Trematomus bernacchii (emerald rockcod)
Lineage: Eukaryota; Metazoa; Chordata; Actinopteri; Perciformes; Nototheniidae
Product: H-2 class I histocompatibility antigen, Q9 alpha chain-like
Exons: 6
Coding region: 59-1138 (359 amino acids)
Biological process (GO): immune response
Cellular component (GO): external side of plasma membrane
Source: RefSeq, a predicted model, not a curated record
GACGGCUGUGUUUCUGUGGAUAAAGAACCUUUCACACAGAAAGCCUCGUGAGAUCAACAUGAAGAUGUUGCUGUUUCUGCUUCUCCUGGGAAUAGUAGGCCCACACUGCACAUCUGCACGGACUCACUCUCUGAAGUAUUUCGACACUGCGUCCUCUGGAGUCCCAAACUUACCAGAGUUUGUUAGUGUUGGGUUGGUUGAUGAGGUUCAGAUAACUCACUACGACAGCAACACCAAGAGAUACGAACCCAAACAGGACUGGAUGAACAGAAUCACAGCAGAGGAUCCUCAGUACUGGGAGAGGAACACUCAGAUCUCUCUGAGUAACCAGCAGGUCUUCAAAAACAACAUUGAAACUGCAAAGCAGCGCUUCAACCAAACUGGAGGUGUCCACAUUGUCCAGAGGAUGAUAGGCUGUGAUUGGGAUGAUGAGACUGGUGAGGUCAAAGGUUAUCUACACCAUGGUUUUGAUGGAGAAGACUUCCUGAUACUGGACCUGGAGACAGAGUCAUGGAUCGCUCCAAGACGAGAGGCUGUCCUCACCAAACAGAGGUUGGAUAAGGACAAAGCUUUGAUGGCAAACCUCAAGAACUACUUCACCCAGGUCUGUCCUGAGUAUCUGAAGAAGUUUAUGAACAAUGGGAGGAGCUUCCUGAUGAGAACAGAGAUCCCCUCAGUGUCUCUGCUCCAGAAGUCCCCCUCCUCUCCAGUCAGCUGCCACGCUACAGGUUUGUACCCGGACAGAGCCAUCAUGUUCUGGACCAGAGACGGAGAGGAGAUUUACGACAACGUGGACCACGGAGAGAUCCUGCCCAACCACGACGGAUCCUUCCAGAUGAGCGUGGACCUGAACGUCUCCUCAAUCCCCGCUGAACACUGGGCCAAGUACCGAUGUGUGUUCCAGCUCUCUGGGGUGGCGGAGGACCACGUCAUCGUACUGGACUCAGCUGUGAUCAGGACCAACAGAGCCAGGUACCCAAAGUUGGCAACCCUGUUGCUGAAACAUGGGUGGCUGCUCUCUUCAUCGCUCUCCUCGUCGCUGGGAUUGGAUUCCUGGUUUACAGGAAGAGGAACGCCAAUAGAAACAACUUCCGCCAGCUCUGAGCUCACUGAGAGACUGAACCAGCCGGCACAGUGAGGGGCUUCACAUCAACUCUCCACCUGUUGCAUCAGAGCUCUUUCUCUGCUCUCAAACCUCUCCAGCUGCAGCUUUAGAGUUCAAACCCUUCUGCAGAGUGACCUCAGAAAGGCACGAUGCUUUCAGAAACACAAAUAUUAGAAAAUCAAUGACAUCAGUUCAAUAAAAUAGUGUAACACCGAUUAGAAACAUUGACCUGUGCAUCAGAAGCAGAUCAGAGAAGUGACUCAGGUUCUGUUCUGUGUCUUUAGGGUUAUGCAUCAGGGGGCGCUGCCACCACAUUCUCCCCGUAAACUGUUCAUUAUUCAUCAUCUGAUCAAUAACUGAUCAUCUGAUCAAUAACUGAUCAUAUUAGGGUUUGGAAAUCAAGCAAUAGCUCAUUGAUUGGAAAACAAAGGAAUCAUGUUAUUUGGAUCAUGUGGGUUUCACAUCAAAAGGUGGCUUUCCCUCUGAUUAUGGAUUUCAAUCUAAUUCUAAGAGAAGCUAAACCUCUAUGUGGUUUCUGGUAAAAAAAUCAAUAUUAAGUAAGAGAUUUAAAUAUGAGAGGCCGUCUAGCUCACAACUCAUACUUGGUCUUACAAACAAUAUCAGAAUCUCACAUGUACACCACCAGAUUCUUUCACACACAGUAUCAUACCGUCUUUAACGUACUGUCAUUCCUUCCUUCAUUUACUAUCAUACUAUCAUACAUAAAUAACUAUUCUCUCUCACACACAAAAACAAAAUCUCUUAAACGCACCAUCAUACUCUCGUACACACGCCACUAUCGUCUUUCACAAACAACUAUAAUCUAAUAGAACAUUAUAAUAGUGUAUGUGAAAGAGGAUAGUAGUAUGUGUGUAAUCGGUAAACAAUGUAUGUAAGACAGAAUAAUAACCUAUAUAAGAGGGAAUAGUAUUUCAUGUUAAUAACAAUAGUCAUAUUGUGGAGUCUAUUUGUGUAUAACAUUACAAGAGGGAUUCUUAUUAUUACAUGAUAUGCUUAUUGUGCUCAUGAGAUUGCUAUGACUAUCAAAUAAAUAGAAACGAUCACUAAUCUCAGGUUCUGAUGGGUUAGAUACCAACGAAGGGAAUAGUCAGAAGAAAGUUUUCAGCUUGCAAUACUAAUGUAGCAAGGUCAGGUGCAGACACUGGAAGAAUACAAAGAGUUAUUCAUAAACAGGACAUCACUCCGGCCUUGAGCUUUGGGUGAGCUCCGUUCCCACACAUAGCAGCCUUAUGAAGAUUCCACUUUUUCUAUAGAAAUGUUAGCGAAAACAAAUUACGUAUGAUGGUGCCAGAGUAGGGAGAGACUUCCACAGGCCGGCCGAAUGCUGAUUGGAGGAUCGUGUUGCCAAGAGACUUUUUUCAAAGUCUGUGCAUCUACCAAAGAGAACCAAGUCUAAACCACGGUACCUCUUCAGCUAGUCUUGACCAAUCAUAAAUGUACGGGCAACGCCCUGUUUAAUAAAAAUGUAUGCACGCACGAGGUUCGGGGCUCUUUUCCGGAAAUAGUGGUUACAGAUUACAGCUUUGCUGCCUGUCAUUUCUAUGACGUGACGGAGCCCUUGGCUAAGUGAAUAUAUAUAUUUUGCUUUCUCAUAAUAAAUAGUUAAACUUA